Molecule: messenger RNA, 688 nt
Organism: Fragaria vesca subsp. vesca
Lineage: Eukaryota; Viridiplantae; Streptophyta; Magnoliopsida; Rosales; Rosaceae
Exons: 2
Coding region: 67-510 (147 amino acids)
Source: RefSeq, a predicted model, not a curated record
UCUCCAUCAGUACACAGAGAGAGACGAACUGAUAGAGUCGCUGCUUUUCUUCGUUUAGGGUUUUUCAUGGCUUCCAUCUUUCACAAACUUAGGGCCGCUGCAGCCCCUGUUUUUGCCAACCUCGCCAGGAGGCCGGCGGCGGCGGUGCUCCGAGGGGACGGCAAGGAGAGGUAUGUCCUUGCCAUCAAGCUCCACCCGUCUCUCAACAUCCCUCCGGAUCUCGUCCGGAGAGAGUUUGUCAAACAAACUCUGGACAGAGAUCUACCGACUGUCCAAACCACCACUCCGGAUCUCGCCGGAGGAUACGUUGCACUGCUGUUCGCCGGGCUUGUCGUCUGUUUCUGUAGCUCGGGUUGGGUGAAGGAAGAGGAGGCUUCGGGUGCGGGUACCGAAGAGCUUGCUUCUCUCGUGGGCAGGUUAUCUCCCUCAGUCAAUGAGAUACUAAGCCAAGCAUACCUCGAAAACAAGAUUGAUGAGCUGCUCAAACUAUUGAAGGAACUCGAACCUUGAAAGUCCUCGAUGAGGAGUGAAGAAGAAAGAAGAAACUGGAGAAGGAGGAAAUCUGCUUAGUUCUAGUUAUUGUCUUGUCAUUUGAAAUGUGAAUUUUGUAAUAUGAUGAUCUUGAUAGGACUUUGUGUGAUGGUCUCUAGGAUUUUUGAUAAUAUAAUAUGCUUCGUUUUCCUCUUUU